Molecule: messenger RNA, 2956 nt
Organism: Anarrhichthys ocellatus (wolf-eel)
Lineage: Eukaryota; Metazoa; Chordata; Actinopteri; Perciformes; Anarhichadidae
Exons: 5
Coding region: 231-2645 (804 amino acids)
Source: RefSeq, a predicted model, not a curated record
UAGAUGAAGCGCCGGAGCAGGAGGACACCAUCAAAACAGUUGCAGAAGAAAGUCAAGAAGAAGACAUUUUAACUCAAAAUGUUACAUGCAGCGAAGAAGUCCUGCAGAAUGCUAAAACAGAGCUGCGCACAGCUGAAUUCCCAGAUGCGAUACAAGUGGAUGUGGUUCAGGACGCUGAUGUGCAAACCAAAACAAGAGAGGUAGUUGAUGACGAGACAGAAAUCCAUAGCAUGGUGAUUAAGGAAACAACUGAUGUGACAAUGACACACAUUUCAGUAGAUGAGGGACUUUUUGAGAAAGAUCAAGAAGAAGAGGAGAGGCUCUUCCGUGAAGUAGACAACGAAGAAAGUGUCAUAGAAAAAGCAGGUACAAUGACCUCAGUUGCGGUAAAAACUGAAGGCGAGACGCGACAGGAAAUGAGUGCAGCGUUUAAAAAUAUUCACCUGGGGAUAUGUGAAGGCCGGCUUGUUGUCUCGCAGGAGCUAAACUUUCCAACUUAUGAGGAAACACAAGAGGGAGUUCCUGAGUACAACAAUGUGCCUGGGUCAGAUGACAAUACAACACAAAGGUUCCUGGAGGAAGGAGAUUGCGAGAAAAUCCAGGGCAGCCAAUUACCAGAAGAGGUGGAGAGCAAAGAGCCGGAGAGACUUCAAAACAGUGGCUGUGGAACCGGUGCUGACUAUUUACUGGUGACGGAGCAUAUGGAAGAGGAGCAAGAAAGCACACGAGAUGUUAAGAACAGCUUUGAUGCUGGAUUGCCUCAAGAAACAGAGAAACUACUUGCCGAAGCAGUAACUCAAGAAUCAGGACAUUUAUUUGAGGAAGAGGAAGGAGAACUACUGGCUGACUCAAUGAAGACGGGCAUCGAACAAUUUGAGUCAGACGUUGGCUUUACAGAAGAGAUCGAUAAGGCGGCAAAAGAGCCGCAAGAUGGGUCUGAAGAGAUUUUGGUUGAAUAUGACAUCAACGAAGGGUUAUGUGAUUCCAAAGUAGCUGAUGCUGCUGGAGGUGGCAGUGAGACGACAGGAGCUUUAACAGCAGAGGAAACGUUCCUCAGGGCUGAAGGACAGAAGAUGACAGAGACAAGCUUCCUUCAGGAAUCCGUAGAUGCCCUGAGCUCAGAGCAAAACAGUGACAUGACUCCUAGUUUACUGGAAGACAUAACUGAAUCUGGAUUCCUCAGACGGCACGAUGAGACCGAGACUAAACUACUAGAAGAUGUAGAAAUGCCAGAUGCAGGGAUAGGUGUGGAAGAAACGGGUUGUGAAGUUGAGCAGUUUGCACCAGAAGGUGAAAUGCAGAGCAAAAAUGAGAUGGAGAUUUUACAUCUGCAGGUAGUGGGACUGGCAGAAUCUGGAUUGUCUCCACCAGUUGGGUCACUGGAGACAAGAAAUCAACAGUCAGCCGAAGCACUUGAGAUGUUAACAGACUCUGAAUCGGCUGAUGAAUCAAAGACAGUAGAGUCUGGAUUUUUGGACCAGUCUCUCGGUGAAUCGGGAGCUCAUAACAGUGGAACUCAGCUACUGAUAUCAACUAGCAGCGGGUCAUUUCAAGGCAUAUAUGACACGUUGGCUAUUGUGUCAGAAUCAGCAGACAUCUCUGAAUUAUCUACCCAACAACCUAACUCUGAAUCUCAGGAUAUAUUGAUGGAGGAAGCAGCUGAGACCGAGCAAUGGUAUCUGAAAGAGAAGGAAUCAUUCGCUGAGUCAGGAUUUCACCCUGAUUCAGGAGUCCCGUCACCAGAGGCCAGACAUCUGAAUCAGGAAUCAGAUAAAUCACCUGAAAAAACAGACGAAGAAGAGGUUGAAUCAGCGGAGACUGAAACUGUAUCAGAGAAAGAGAUCGAUGCUGAGGUAUCCGACCGGAAAGACACUGAAGAAGCAGAAGCUAAGCCACCGACAGAAAUGAGUUCUCUAUUCGAGGUCGAGAAAACAAAAGCUGAAGAUGAGCCUCUUGAGGUGACUGCGUCUGACUCUCCGGAUGAAAUCAAACACACAGAAUCAGGACGAUCUAGAUCCGCCUCAGAGGCGUCGUCAGAGGAUGAGAUCGUGUUGACGGAAUCUGGUUCACAAGGCGACACCUGCACUGAAUCCAAGAGGAAGUUGCUCUCAGUGGACGAACCACAGCCCGGGUGGUCAGAAGAUGUUGCUGAAUCAUUACUUGGGCUAAACAGGGCUGAAGUGGCAGGACAGCCAACCACAAAGUCUGAAGAUCAGAUGGCGGUGGACAGCUCUGCGCUUGACUUCACUGCGCAAAGGUCGAGAAUUUCUGUUAAAAACCCUCGUGUAAGGCCACCCAAAGAUCCCCGCUCCCUUCUACAUAUGCCCUCAUUGGAUCCCACACCCUCUCCACAUCUGUCUGCCAAAGUCCCCGCAGGUGUGCCUUUGGGAGGCUUGGGCUUUCGAGUAAAACUGCCAGGGCUUGGCGCAGGAUUUCCUGUUUUAAAAAAGACACAACGGGUGGCGAGAGAUGAAAGUAGUCCAAACACCCUCUCACAGGAGACAAAGCCAGAGGAGAGGAGUGACACUCACACCCAGGAUGAGGCACAACACAAACCUAAAUGGAUGCCACCAAGACAUCCAGGAUUUGGAAACCCACUUAUGUCCGAGCUGAAAACCAAACUAAAGAAAACCGCAAAAGAGUGAGAAGACGAAUUCUGAUGCUUUGUAUGAAUUUAAAUAUAUUAUGCAAAUUGAUGAUUUUUUGUGCAUUUAUGAAACUAAACACAGUGAAAUGUCCAUUAAGUCAAUUAUUUGCGCUAUGUUUUGUAAUAAAGUUUAACUGAAAAAAUAAGUGGAAUUUAUUUAUACACAGUGCAUGAACAUGUGCAUGAAGUGGGGACUUUGCUGUGUUUUCAGCAGACAUAAGUCUCAAAUCUCUCUGAGGUGCAAAAGGACAAAAUAAACUAUUGAAGUCCACAUUGAUGCUGGUUGUGUUGUUGACUGAGUGCUGGUGG